Tripterygium wilfordii is the source of this 1119-nucleotide messenger RNA. RefSeq lists its product as uncharacterized. Bases 1 to 1119 code for a protein of 372 amino acids. The transcript is spliced from 4 exons. NCBI's taxonomy places the organism in Eukaryota, Viridiplantae, Streptophyta, Magnoliopsida, Celastrales, Celastraceae. The record is from RefSeq and is a predicted model, not a curated record.
AUGGGUGGUGAUGAGUUUGAUGAGACUGAUGAUGAUGAUGAGUAUGAUGGGAUGGAUGAUGAUGAGUAUGACGAUGAAUGGGAAUUGAACUGUAAAAGGAAUGAUGAUUUUAUACUCAUAGCGUCUGUAACUGCAGCUGCAAUUUAUCAUCGGAGAAGACGGGCUGCUUAUUGUGAUAAGAUGUCGUGCAGGACAAAUAAAUUACAGGGUGCGAAAUGGGUAGCUGAAAUUUUACAUGGACACCCAGAUAGAUGCUACCAGACUUUUAGGAUGAAGAAAGAGAUUUUUCGAGACCUAUGUUAUCAACUGAGGGAUAAGUACAUGUUACGAACAAGUAACUACGUUCAAAUACCAAAAAUGGUUGGGAUGUUCCUCUUCACAUUGGGCCACUGUGCAGGGAAUGGAUUGGUGCAGGAAUGUUUUCAGCAUUCUAGAGAAACAGUUAGCAGGAUGUUCCAUGAGGUAUUGCAUAGUGUGUACUUGUUAUUAGUGGACAUCAUUAAACCGCGGGAGAACCAGCUUGACGAAGUCCCAGUUAGGAUUAGGGGUGACCGAAAAUAUAGCCCCUUUAAAAAUUGUGUUGGUGUCAUUGAUGGAACACAUAUCCCAGCUAUGAUUCCUAAACCUGACAGAGGUCGAUUCAUUGACAGAAUGGAUCAGCACAUUGAUGCACGUGUGUUCCAGGAUGCAAUUUCAACACGGAAAUUACGAUUUCCAAUGCCACCUCGAGGAAAGUAUUAUCUGGUUGAUGCGGGGUAUCCUAAUAAGACCGGUUUCUUGCACCCUAUAAAGGUGAGAGGUAUCAUUUAUCUCAGUUCGAAAAUGGUCGCCGAGCAACAGGUCCUCAUGAGGUUUCCUAUAUUGAGGAAGAUGCCAUCUUACCCCUAUGAAACCCAGGUUCAAAUUGUAAUUGCGUGCAUGACACUUCACAACUUCAUUCGAUGGAGGGUGACGAAUGACGAAGAAUUUACAGAAACGGAUGAAGGGGCAAGUAGUUCAUCUCAAGAACCAACUACUGAAGAUGUUGUUAUUGGUGUUGAUGAUUUGCGCGAUGACAGGACCAUGUCCUCUGUUCGGGAUAAGAUUGCAGAUAAACUUGUACGUAGGAGGCAGAGGUAG